AUGGGGCCCCCCGUGGCGGAGAUAACAGUCUACGAGCUUCCGGACAAAGUUUGUCUCCUCGCGCUUAAUUCGCAGCAGCAGCAGCAGCAGCAGCAGCAGCAGCAAGCAGCAGCUGCUGCUGCUGCUGCCCGCCCAAAUGGCCCAAGCGAGGGCUGCAGCUGCAGCUGCGGCUGCUAUGGGCGGCUGUUGAUUCUUAAGAAGGCGGUGCUCAGUGCAGCAGCUGCAGCAGACAAGAGCAGCAGCUGUUCGGACGGCAGCAGCAGCAGCAGCAGCAGCGGCAGCAGCAGCAGCAGCAGCGGCAGCAGCAUCAACAGCGAAGAAGACGAGGGCGUGAUUUCUUACCAGCAGCAUUGCCUGCAAACGGCUUGCGCUUUCGAAUCGGCGAAACUGCUGCUGCAGCAGCAGCAGCAGCAGUUCUGUCAGCAGCAGCAGCAGCAGCGCCACAACGCAGACUUCCUGAGGCUGCUGCUGCGGACCCAGCGUGAGCAGCAGAAGCAGCAGCAGCAGCAGCAUGACGAGGCUGCAGCAGUGGCGAGCAGCAAGAGGAGCGACGCCUACAGCCCAGCUGCGAGCGACAGCAGCAGCAGCAGCAGCAGCAGCAGCAGCAGCAGCAAAGAAGCUGCUGCUAAGAGAGGCCUCUGCGGCCAAAGCCCCUGCUGCUGCUUUGCUGCCUACAAAGCCUUUGGGCUCUUAGGCGCUGUGAAGCUGCUGUGUGGGGUUUACUUGUGUGUAAUUACGGAGAAGACAACAGCAGGGGCCCUUCCCGACAUUGCUGCUGCUGCUGCUGCUGCUGCUGCUGCUGCUGCUGCUGCAGCAGCAGCAAAAGAAGAUGACGAGGGCCUGGAUCCGCUGCCAGUUUUUGCUCUGGAGGGGCUGCGGCUUGUCCCCCUUUUCUGCUGGAAAUGGGAAGACUCGCAGCUGCUGCAGCACGCAGCAGCAGCAGAUGCUGCUGCUGCUGCUGCUCUCGAGCUGCAGCGGCUGGUCUUCUACAAUGGGGCCCCCGGGGGCCCCCGUGUUGCUGGCUGCUGCUCCCCUGCGGGCGUGGACGUGGGGGAGGUGAGGGUAGCAGCAGCAGCAGCAGCAGACAGCAGCAGCAGCGGCGCCAGCAGCAGCAGCGGCUACGCGUCGCCCCCCGAGCUGCUCGAAGUGCAGCAGCAGCUGCUGCAGCAGCAGCAGCAGCACAUGAAGCCGCAGCAAAUUGCGCAGUUCCGAAAGCUGCUGGAGAAGGAGCAGCGGCUUUGCUCUUUGCUGCUGUCAGCUUUUAGCACAGCGCCUCAGUCGCUGCUGUUUUCAAACUCCAUAGACCUUACGCUUUCGCUGCAGCAGCCGGCACAGGAAACUGCAGCGAGGAGCUGCAGGCCAUUUCGUCUUCAACAAAUUUAUGCUGCGGGAGAUGCAGCAGCGCGCACGACACGCAGCAGCAGCAGCAGCAGCAGCAGCAAAAGAUGCUGCGGUUGCAGCAACAGAAGCAGCGAAUGCUCGCGCAGCAGCAGCAAGCAGCGGUUUCUGUUUCAUUGGAGGCGCGACAUCCGACAGCAGCAGCAGCAGCAGCAGCAGCAGCAGCAGCAGCAGUGUCACAGCAUCAGUGACAAAGCUUGGUGUACUGGCUACUGCUGCUGCUGCUCAUCUGCAGCAGCAGCAAACGGCUGCUGCUUCUCCCCUUGGCAGGUUGUACUCAUCCAAGGAGGGCUGCAGCAGCAAACUAUCAUGAUCCCCUCUUCGCAGCAGCAACAGCAGCAGCAGCAACAGCAGCAGCAACAGCAGCAGCAGCAGUUGAAAGGUGCUCAGUUUUUCCAUUUGUCUGUCUUGGCGCGGCGGUCUCGCUUUGCUGCUGGGACCCGCUUCUACAGUCGAGGCCUGGAGAGGCCCACUGACGCAGCAGCAGCAGCAGCAGCAGCAGCAGCAGCAGACAGCAGCAGCAGUUUGGGUGCUGCGAACGAAGUGGAGUGCGAGCAGAUGCUGUGGCGUGUGCUGCCACCGCAAGCCACAGUGCCGGCGGCAGCAACAGCAGCAACAGCAGCAACAGCAGCAGCAGCAGUAGCAGCAGCAACAGCGGCGGCUGCUGCGGCGCCGGAAGCAGCUGAGGCAGCAGCAGUAGCCAGUGCAGCAGCAGCGCUUGCUGCGGACACUGUAUCCUUGGGCUUGCCUAGCACUACAGCAGCAGCGUCAGAAGCAGCAGCAGCAGCAGCAGCAGCAGCAGCAGCGCCAGCAGCAACACUCAGCCCCACAGCUGCCGGCUCAUGUGGCGUGGGCUCCGCUUGUUUGUCCGCAGGCGAAGGAGCAGCAGCUAGUUCAGCAGCAGCAGCAGCUGCAGCAGCUGCUGCAGCAGCUCCCCGGGGCUCGAAGUGGCGCUUUUCCGUUUGCUGCGCUGCUGUUGUGUUUCUAAGGGGAUCCAUUCCAGUGUUUUGGAGACACGAAAGUGUUUCAAAAAGACUUUUAUUUUCAUUUCUGAUGCCAUCUCCGACGACGUGCAUUGACUUGCCUGCUGCUGAGGUGUACGUACACCUGAAGCGACACCUGCGCUGGCUGCUCACGCGCUACCAGCAGCCGCUGCUGCUGCUGGAUCUUGUCCGGCAGCAGCACCCAGUGGAGGGCACAUUAAGCCGCGCUUACAGGGAAGCUUUGCUGCACUGCAAGGACGAAUUCAAGGUGUCUGUACACUCCAGCGCUGCUGCAGCUGCAAGCAGCAGCAGCAGCAGCAGCAGCGCCGGCGGCAGCAGCAGCAGCAAGAGCAACUGCUGCACGCCCGAAACGUGCAGCACGAGCAGAACCUCCCCAGGCCCUGCUGCAGCGGCGGCACGCGGCUCUGCUGCUGACGAGUAUAGCUGCAAUAAGCAGCAGCAACUGCAGCAGCAGCAGCAGCAGCAGCAGCAGCAGCAGGCACUUCCCGAAGUUACCUACCACAUGAUGGACUGGCAUGCGCGCAGCGAGGCCGAUGGCUUUGAUGCAGCCUUUGCUGAGUUGGCGGUCUUGGGCUCCCAGCUGCUGCAGCAAACGGGGUUCUUCGUGUUCCAGCGCCAGCAGCAGCAGCAGCAGCAGCAGCAGCAGCAGCAGUUGCUGCUGCAGCGGGGCGUGGUGCGCUUCAACUGCAUCGACUGUCUAGACCGCACGAACAUAGCGCACGUGUGUCUUGGAGUUGUUGCACUGUACGUACAGCUGAAGGCUCUGGGGCUCUGCGGCCCUGCUGCUGCAUGCCCUCACUUCUGCUUCUUGCUGCAGAGCCAGCAAGACGUGUUGAAGGCAGCAGCAGAAGGUUUGCUGCUGCAGCAAACCGUAGCAGCAAAGCGCAAGCACGCCUGGCUGCUGCUCGACGCAGAGCAGCAGCAGCAGCAGCAGCAGCAGCAGCAGCAGCAGCCAAACACCCCGGCAGGCCCAGCAACACAAGGGGCCACAGCAGCAGGGAAGCUGAAGGAACACGUUCAAAGCCCUGAGCAGCCUAUUUACGAGCAAAGUGGAGAAGCAGCAGCAGCAGCAGCAGCACCUGCUGCUGCUGGCUCUGCUGCUGCUACUGCUGCUGAGUCCCCACAACAAGCAGCAGCCUCGCGUCUGACUGCCGAUGAGCUGCUGCCAGCGUAUGGUUUCCCCUUGGCAGCAGCUGCUGGAGAACGGCCCGGCGCAGUCACAUGCACAACAGCAGCAGCUGCUGCUUCUGCUGCUCUUGCUGCUGCUGCAGUCUCGCUGCCAGCUUUCAAAGAAAAAGCAGCAGUUGUGAGUGUCUUGGGGGCCCUCUGGCGCGGCAUUGGCGACAACAUUUCCAUCCAGUAUGCUGGUUCUCCGGCGCUGCAUGCAGCGGAGUUUGUGCAGUGCCCAGUUCGUGCUGCUGCUGCUGCUGCUGCUGCUGCUGGGCAGCGAGACCAGCAGCAGAAGCAGCAGGGGGCCGCCAUGCGCGCCGAAGCAGCAGCAGCAGUUUGGGAAAAAAUGAUCAAGGGAAUGAAGGAAAGGCCCUGGAUAGCUCAGUCAAGAACCAGCGCGCUUUAUGCUGUACAGCGGUACGUCAGCAACAAAGUUUUCGACACGGAGCGGCAGCGCGCUAUUUAUUUGCUGACAGGAAAUUUCCGGCCAUCUCUGGAGGGUCCUGACUUGCUUUCAUUGGAUUGUUCGCAGCAGCAGCUGCCAAUGCAUGCGGAGCCAGCAGCUGCAGCAACAGCAGCAGCAGGCGAAGCAGCAGGAAGGGAACUCCUGGAGGCUGGUGGUGCUGCUGGUGCUGCUGAUGCUGCUUCUGUUGCUGCUGCUGCUGCAGCAAGGCAAGCUGCAGGCGCUACCGUGGCUGCGCUAAAGCCUGCAGCAGUCACCUCUCCGACGAGCGCACAAGCAGCAGCAGCAGAAGCAGGGGAGGCAGCUGCUGCUGUUGCUGCUGCUGCUCUGCAGCGAGACAACAAUGAGACCUUUCAGAAGCUCAGCAGCUUUCUUUGA
Messenger RNA from Eimeria necatrix, 4413 nucleotides. RefSeq lists its product as hypothetical. The record is from RefSeq and is a predicted model, not a curated record. Gene Ontology annotation, molecular function: phosphatidylinositol-3,5-bisphosphate 5-phosphatase activity. Lineage: Eukaryota; Apicomplexa; Conoidasida; Eucoccidiorida; Eimeriidae. Gene Ontology annotation, biological process: phosphatidylinositol dephosphorylation. Gene Ontology annotation, cellular component: intracellular membrane-bounded organelle.